Messenger RNA from Aethalodelphis obliquidens (Pacific white-sided dolphin), 3789 nucleotides. It is a transcript of the gene ELF5, whose product is annotated as E74 like ETS transcription factor 5. Lineage: Eukaryota; Metazoa; Chordata; Mammalia; Artiodactyla; Delphinidae. Gene Ontology annotation, biological process: cell differentiation; regulation of transcription by RNA polymerase II. Gene Ontology annotation, molecular function: DNA-binding transcription factor activity, RNA polymerase II-specific; sequence-specific DNA binding. The coding region runs from base 2206 to 2973 and encodes 255 amino acids. The transcript is spliced from 8 exons. The record is from RefSeq and is a predicted model, not a curated record. Gene Ontology annotation, cellular component: nucleus.
GGUGUCAGGGCUUAGAGCUUCCGGCUGGGGCCUGGGUCUGUGGGUCUGUCCCCAGCUCCAGACUGCCCGCCCUCCUGCCAUGUCCAUCAGUCACAGUGCCUCCCGGGAGCUGUUUGAGUGGGAUUUAACUGCUUACCUGAGAGAGACAUUUUUGCAUCCUCAGGCUGUGUAGCCAGCCACACACCACCGCCGUGGUAGCCCCCACUGCCUCUGGAUCACUUGAUUAAACCAAGGGGAACUAACUAAGAGAGAAUGCAUACAGGCACUCUAUUCUCUACCCUUCCUAAAGCUAACCUUAGGAAGGGAAGCUGGAUUUUACACCAAAAAAUAUUCAGCUUCAAGGAAAGCCCACCUUCUCCUGCCUAAACGCCUCCUUUUCCCAUCGGCCUGCUCAUGGACCCCCCCCUCCAACCUUGAAACAGAGAAGAUAGCUGCCUUAUUACAGAUUAGGGCGUUUUUCAGGAGAUUGUCUUACGUAAUAGCUUAAAGGAAACCCGUUCUGCCCUCUCACACCACCUCCAUAUAGAAUGCUUCCAGAAAAGCAAUGGUUAGGGUUUUUCCACUGUAUUUAUUCUCAGACCUCUGCAAAGACUCCGCAGUAUGUGGUGUUCUUGUGCAUUCGCCCCCUGCUGGCAGCCACCAGUAGCACAUGCUCCCUUCUCCAGCUGGAGCUGGGGACCCACGUUCAUUUGGAUGUGCAAAGAAUUUUACAAACUGGAAAGGUUAUCAGACAUCAUUAGGGACAACCUCUUCGCUUUACAGAUGACGAAACUGAGGCCUAGAAAGGUAAAGUGAUUUAGGGAGACAGCUUCAUGUUUUAGUCUAAAGACGCAGGGAGAGGGGUUGUUUGUCCCUCUGAGUGAAAGCUUAAAUCUUUUGUCCCCAUGUUCUCUGUGAGAAUGUUUUACAUGAUUCAAGGUGCUGUUGACAAGAGUUUUCACAGAUUGGUUUUCUUCUUUUCAAAGAAGUCACCUGAGUAGCAACCUUUUAGAUAUAUUGACAAUGAUUGAUUUUCUUUCCCCCCUGCUGGGACAGGAAUGGACAUACGUAUUAUGCCUACUCAUCUACAUGUAUUAUCUAAUUUGGUUAAAUCCUUGGGAUAUCCUGAGUAUUGUGUUUAAAAUCCCCAUUUUAGAGAUGAGGCAUUUUAAAGAUGAGCUCAGAGAGGGUCAUGGAUUUUUACAUAACACACUUUGUAUGAAACAAAAAUAAAGAAUAAAAAAUACAAUUUCUGCAGGCUGAGUAGUAAGAAACGUGUCCCACGUCCCUUGCCUUGUGGGUGGCAGAGGUGGGAUUUAAACCCCAGUGGAUUUAAUCCAAACCAAACCUGAUGAACUUUGUACUGGAGCCCACAGUAAACUAUACGGCGUACCUCCUAUGAGUCUUUGCUGAAUCUUCAGAAAAACAAUGAAAAACAAACUAACUAGCAAACUCCCUACACAAGCCAAAGAAAGAUGAGGAAUCACUUGGCAAGACGUCAGCGAGGCAGCUCUCACAGCUGCUGUGGUUUCUCCCAGAGCAAACACUCAAGCAGCCAACCCACAAUCCUUUAGUAGCAAGUAUUGAAAUAGUCCAGUGGGUUUUCCUCCAUGUGUCCCUUCUUAGGGAGGUCCAAAAGGUGGGAAGUGGACCCUGACCUGCCCACAGGGCUUGGGACCUGAUGGACACUGGGAUAUCGCUGAGGCUUUAGAGGACAAAAAGCUUUAUUUUUCUCAGUGAGAUUGCCCAGGUGGUGGGAUCGGGGAAGGCCCUCCCCGGCCCCCUUCUCCAUGGUUUACACCCUCACAGCCUUGUUCUGCCCAGUGAUGUAUUAGCGCAUAAACAGCCAAUGUGUAGGUGCUUCACUGGGUGAAUUUUUGGUCACAUGCCCGAAGUGAAGUUGAUGAUCUCUGCCAGGGUCAGGAAGGAAUUUUCCUCCUCUGGCUAACUGGCCAAGGCUGGGUGGUUUUCUGCUUCUGCUCUCUCUGGAAGGCUGAGCAGAGGUGCCAUGGACACCACACCUGUGACUGCUGCCUCUGACUCGUGUGAGGGCAGGAAGCCCCCAGCCCUGUCUCUCUGACUGUGUGGACCCUCCCCGUGCACCUUGAAGAACCACCAAAGGGAAUCAGAUACAGACGGUGCUGUGUACAGCCCUGGAGAGAUUACAGAGCAAGCCAGUGGGCUGGCGCAAAAAGAAGAAAAAAAAGAAGUCUUUAAAGGAGGGUGAUGUUGGACUCAGUGACACACAGCACCUUCCUGCCCAACGCGUCCUUCUGCGACCCCCUGAUGUCGUGGACUGACCUGUUCAGCAAUGAAGAGUAUUAUCCUGCCUUUGAGCAUCAGACAGCCUGUGACUCCUACUGGCCGUCUGUCCACCCUGAGUACUGGACGAAGCGCCACGUCUGGGAAUGGCUCCAGUUCUGCUGCGACCAGUAUAAGCUGGAUGCCAACUGCAUCUCCUUCUGCCACUUCAACGUCAGCGGCCUGCAGCUGUGCAGUAUGACACAGGAGGAGUUCAUCGAGGCAGCUGGUGUCUGCGGGGAGUACCUGUACUUCAUCCUCCAGAGCAUGCGCUCACAAGGUUACUCCUUUUUUAAUGACCCUGAAGAGACCAAGGCCACCAUCAAAGACUACGCUGUUUCCAGUUGCUUGAAAACAAGUGGCAUCAAAAGUCAAGACUGUCACAGUCAUAGUCGAACAAGCCUCCAGAGCUCUCACCUGUGGGAAUUUGUGAGAGACCUGCUUCUAUCUCCUGAGGAAAACUGUGGCAUUUUGGAAUGGGAAGAUAGGGAACAAGGUAUUUUUCGGGUAGUUAAAUCAGAAGCCCUGGCAAAGAUGUGGGGACAAAGGAAGAGAAAUGACAGAAUGACGUAUGAAAAGUUGAGCAGAGCUCUGAGGUACUACUAUAAAACAGGAAUUCUGGAACGGGUCGACCGAAGAUUAGUAUACAAAUUUGGAAAAAAUGCACACGGGUGGCAGGAAGACAAGCUAUGAUCUCCUCCAUCAUCAAGCUCAUUUUAUGGAUUUCUGUCUUUUAAAACAAUAGAUUGCAAUAGACCUUGAAAGUUCACUCUUUUAAAAGCCUGCAAACGUGCUGAUAAAAUUUCUCCACAUCUCAGCUUACAUUUGGAUUCAGAGUUGUUGUCUACUUGGGGGUGAUGACAGCAACCCUUAAGAAAUUCCUUUUUUUUUUUUUUUUUACCCGAGGGGAGGAGGGGAUGAUCUUUUGUGGUACCCGGAUCAAACAUCACUUCCCUAAUGAAGAGUUGCAGAACCACAAUGCCCUGUGCCAUUGCUGCUGCUCAGAGAAAAAGGAUCCAAUUCUGCCAUUAGAGGCUCAUCCGGUGCUCCCAUUCCAAAGGCUCAAACGUUUUCACAUAGUUAACUGUGGCAACUCACAAAGCAAAAAAGAAGUGAUUAGUUUGUAGUUAAUAUAGUAGGACGGGGUGAGAUGUGGGUAAGACAAACAUACUGUAGAUUUUAAAUUGUUAAAGUCAAAUUCCAUAGAAAAGUUUCUUAAUUAGUAAAGGAGCUAAGCCGUCAAGCUGGUACGUAAUUGGACUUAGCACAGGCUAAUAGCGAGUUUCUUAACCAGAACAUCUUUUAGCCACUCAGCAAAACUCCCAUGGCCAUCCUUCUGGAGUAACACAAAAUUAGGCACAUUCUUAAUUCUUGCUGAGUGUGUUCCCCCUGUUCUCCUAGGUGGGAGGCAUCAGAUGUGCAAAGAGUCGAUAGACGCUUACAUCAAUUUCCAAAUCACCUCUGUUUUAUGAUUCAAGUUCUCAACACAAUAAAAUCGUAAUUCAUUGA